GUUCGGUUUAUGCGCAUGCGAAUCGAAAGAGGAAGUAAAUUUCUGAAGGACAAAAUGGCGACAGGUGGGAGUGAAGUAACCUCUGAUGAAAUAUUUAACUUCAAAUGUUCAACCUGUGUUAAACUGAAUAAGAACAGGGAGGCUGUGAAAUACUGUGUUGAAUGCCAGGGAUAUUGUUGUCAGUCAUGUGUAGACAUGCACAGUGUCUUUCCAACUUUAGAAGGUCAUAGCCUCUUAGAUAAGUCAAGUUUUAAGACUACCACUUUCACAACAGAUCUACCAGAGAUACCGACAGUUAGAUGCAGCUACCAUGAGACAAAGGUUGUGGAUAUGUUCUGUGAAAACCAUGACGUGGUCGGAUGUACAACUUGCAUGGCGUUAAACCACAGAAGCUGCAAAGACGUUCAGUCGAUACCUGAUAUUAUUGAGACGGCAUUUCAGAGAGCGGAUGUGGAUACAACGGUUCAAAAGUUGUUAGAUAUGAAGACCGCGAUGACAAAAAUGAAGGAAUCUAGAGAAACCUUUUUACAAACAUUAGUCAGAUCUAAGACAAAAGCUAUUAAUGCUAUCAAGAAACACCGACAAGAAAUGGAAAUGCUGCUUGAAAAUAUGGAAAAAGAAUCAAUAAAGGAAGUCGAGAAGAAAUUUAGUGAAAUAGAAUAUAUUCUGCACCAAGAGAAAAACAAUGCAGAAAAGGAAGAGGAUACAUUGAAACGAGAUGCUGAUAACAUACAGAAGUCAGACGGAAAUCGAGCUCAACAAUUUGUCUAUAUGAAAACUGCCCAGACGAAAUUUGCUGAAACUGAAAUUGUUUUGCGUUCACUGAAGGAGCGCAAUGACACAACGUUAUCUUUUGUAGAAAAUCCAGAUAUACGGAAGUUCUUGCAAAAUAUAAAGACAUUAGGCACUGUCAAAAAUCCUCGUCCCGUUCUUUCCCAGCCAGGGACUACCCUGUACACAGUCACUAAUACCCGAUCAUUGAAUGUUAGAACAUCAAGUGACACAAUCCGUUGUCAGGUGCGCGGUUCUUGUUUCACAGACAAUGGUUUUCUUCUUGUUGCUGAUCAUGACAAUAAAAAGCUGAAAAGAGUAGACAUAUUAAAAAUGUCAGUUGUCGACCAAUGUGACCUUCCGGACGGACCGAAUGGCGUCUGCUGUAUAAGUAAGCAAGAAGCAGUGGUAUGUUUAGACAACAACAGAAUCCAGUUCGUGUCAUUGGAUAACCAAAUGUCGUGCACAGUUCCGGGAAGUAUAUAUUUCAGAACUGUUGGCACCUUGUGUUCUCUGAUGAUGGUGAUACUUUGUUCGUAA
This is a messenger RNA of Mercenaria mercenaria, 1311 nucleotides long. RefSeq lists its product as uncharacterized. The record is from RefSeq and is a predicted model, not a curated record. The coding region runs from base 10 to 1311 and encodes 433 amino acids. NCBI's taxonomy places the organism in Eukaryota, Metazoa, Mollusca, Bivalvia, Venerida, Veneridae. Gene Ontology annotation, biological process: positive regulation of DNA-templated transcription. The transcript is spliced from 2 exons. Gene Ontology annotation, molecular function: ubiquitin-protein transferase activity; zinc ion binding. Gene Ontology annotation, cellular component: nucleoplasm; chromatin.